Messenger RNA from Camellia sinensis, 2808 nucleotides. Its product is annotated as protein kinase PVPK-1. Lineage: Eukaryota; Viridiplantae; Streptophyta; Magnoliopsida; Ericales; Theaceae. Gene Ontology annotation, biological process: protein phosphorylation. Gene Ontology annotation, molecular function: ATP binding; protein kinase activity. The record is from RefSeq and is a predicted model, not a curated record.
AUGGAGAGAAAAAAAUAGAAGUGUGGAAACAAGAAAGGAGAGGAGGAGAGGGACUUGGAAGAGAGGGAACCUCCAGAGAGAAAGACGGCUUUUUAAGCUUUUUCUUUUCUUUGGUUUGUGCGUUUGCUUUGCUUGUGAGCCUUAUUAAUGGCCCAAACAGAGAAAACAAACACACACACACCAGAGAGAUUUUUCUUUUCUUUUCUUUUCUUUUCUUUUCUUUCUUAAUAAUAAUCCCAAGUUCCAACCCAUUAAACGACGAAAUUUAAAUGAAAAUUUCAGUGGGAUUAUUAUUUUUUUCCUCCCCCUCUUUCUCUCUCACUCUCUUAACUCUCUCUCUCUCUCUCUCUCUCUCUGCUUCGAUCGGAUCUGAAAGGGACUCAAAGUUCUUUCACUUUCUCUGACUUCUUUUCUGAGUCUUGUAAGUUAUUGGGUUGAAGAGGGUCUUCUCACUUUCACUUCCUUCAUCAGCAGUCAUGAAAGAUCGCUUCCUCAUCCUCUAAUCAGUGCCUUUGCAAAAUUACUCCAAUGGAGCCGCUUGUUGAUGGAAUUGGUUCUUUCUCACAAAAUCAGAAUUCUGCAUCUGCAUUAGGCUACAACCCUUCUUCUGCCUCGGUGAUUAGUCCUCAUCUGCCAUCUGUCAAACCGUCCGGGGCUUCCUCUGCAUCCUGUGGAACCGCUGCUGCGGAUCAUGGGAUGAAGGAAGCCUGCUUUCCGAUGGAUUCUGUACUUCAUUCAAAGCUUUCAUAUAAAACAACCCAUGACCACAUGGAAAAAGGACUACCCAAUUCAUCACAACCCCAUUACAAACCAAACAAGGCAAAAUUGGAAUUUGUGGGUCCAAAUAACGUUCUUGAUACAGUGGAAAUUUUGAGUCAGAAACAGGUUUCAACAUCAGAAACCAUAUCUUGCACGAGCAAUUCUGUUGAUGAAUCAGAGAAUGGUAAUUCAAAAAGCUUGUUGGAACCAAUGAACUUUGUUUCAAACCAACAUAAAGGAGGUUUAGCUGGUCAAUUAACCAGCCAUGUGACAACUCAAUCGGGAAUUAGCUUCUGUCCAAGUCCUCAAAACAGUUUCUAUUCUGGUACGCAGUACAUGGAAGCCAAACAAAGUUUCACCAACACAGAACUGAGUGAAUGUGCAAGCAGUGUCGAGAAGUCUGCUGAAAGUGGUGAAGUUUCCAACUCGGGAGAUUUUGUUGAGAGUAGGAAGACAAGUAUUUACAGAGGCAGUACUGGCAGUGAUGUUAGCGAUGAGAGCAGCUCAAGCAGUUUAAGCAGUACUCUGUACAAACCCCACAAGUCAAAUGAUACAAGAUGGGAAGCAAUUAAAAUCAUCAGAUCUCGUGAUGGGGGUCUUGGAUUUAACCAUUUUAGGCUGUUGAAAAGAUUGGGAUGUGGUGAUAUAGGCAGUGUUUAUCUGUCUGAGUUGACUGGCACGAGAAGUUAUUUUGCCAUGAAAGUUAUGGAUAAAGCAGCUCUAGCAAGUCGGAAGAAGCUUGUGAGGGCGCAAACAGAAAGAGAGAUAUUACAAUCCUUGGAUCAUCCAUUUCUGCCCACUUUGUAUACACAUUUCGAGACAGAGAAGUUCACUUGCUUGGUGAUGGAGUUCUGUACUGGGGGUGAUUUGCAUGCACUCCGGCAAAGACAACCUGGAAAGUAUUUUCCAGAGCACGCUGCCAGGUUUUAUGUGGCAGAAGUUCUCCUAGCUUUGGAGUAUUUGCACAUGCUUGGAAUCAUUUACAGGGACCUCAAACCAGAGAAUGUUUUAGUGAGAGAAGACGGGCAUAUAAUGCUUUCGGAUUUUGACCUUUCCCUAAGAUGUGCUGUCAGCCCAACCCUAGUCAAAUCCUCAAACUCGACAUUUGAAUCCAAGAAUUCAGCAUACUGUGUUCAGCCCGCUUGUAUCGAGCCAUCCUGUGUAAUCCAGCCAGCUUGCAUCCAACCCGCAUGUUUUGCACCACGUUUCUUUAACAAGUCAAGGAAAGAAAAGAAGACCAAACCGAAACCAAAGCCCGAAAUAUAUCAUCAAGCGUGCCCUCUCCCUGAGCUCAUUGCUGAACCCACAAGCGCUCGAUCAAUGUCCUUUGUGGGUACACACGAGUAUUUAGCGCCUGAAAUUAUAAAAGGCGAAGGCCAUGGAAGUGCUGUCGAUUGGUGGACGUUUGGGAUCUUUCUCUAUGAGCUCUUGUUUGGAAAAACUCCUUUCAAAGGCGCGGGGAAUCGUGCUACUUUGUUCAACGUGGUUGGACAACCCUUAAGAUUUCCUGAGUCUCCUACUGUGAGUUUUGCUGCUAGGGACUUGAUCAGAGGUUUACUCGUGAAAGAACCACAGCAUCGCCUUGCAUAUAGACGGGGGGCCACUGAAGUCAAACAGCAUCCAUUUUUCCAGAGUGUGAAUUGGGCGCUCAUUCGUUGCACAAAUCCACCGGAUGUUCCAAAACCGUUCAUGAUGGACUUGUCUGCAAGAAAUGAUAUGCAGAAGGCUAAUAUGACAGCAGAGAAAGUGCCAGGCGUUGAUGUGAAGCCUUCAGGUAAUUAUUUAGAGAUUGAUUUCUUCUGAAUCUUAUGUUUGUUUUCUUUGUGAGUCGCGUUUGAUCAUCACCUUAUUUUUAGUGAGCUUCAACAAUUCUUUUCCAUUGCAAGGAACACAAAUUUGUUGUUCCUUUGAUAAGCAUGUGUUACUCCUUACCAGUAGACAAUAUAACCAGUGCUGAUGAAAUGCUAAUGCACAGAAAUGAGGAAUGAGAUUGCUGAACUUUGUUAAAACCUAUCUAAGUCAGAGUACAGUUUCUUUAUAUUAGCGAUA